ACCAAACAAGCGUGCUUCAUCGAUCCGACACACACUUGUUGGUGUAGUAGCAGACGAUAAGGCAUUAUCAAUAGCAGGAAAGAUAAACAGUUUUCAAUAAUGUUGGACACAUUCCACCCCUACGAAUCCAUCGAACCGUUCUCCAAAUCUAGCCUCUAGCAUGAUUUGAUAUUGGAAUCAUAUUCACCUCCUGUUGUUACAACAUAGGUAGAAGAAGAAGGCAGCCCAAACAACAUCACCAUCAUGUCCACGGUGCACAAGCUCAAGGCUUCCCUCGUGUUCACACUCGCCGUAUGCUUAGGGUCACUAUUCAUCGAACAGACUGCCUCUGAGAAUGCGAGGUGCCUUACAGAACACACAUGGAUCUCGGGUGACAAUGAGUAUAGGUAUGAAGCCCUAAAUGAAGAAAUGUGUGGCAGCAGUAGUACCUGUGGAAACAAAUACCCUAAGCCAGAGGGGCUUGAGGACAGACCCCCUCCUGUAGAAAAUAGAACUGUAGAAUUAUCCUUCUUCAGCAUCAUCUUGGAUCCUACCAAAAACUCCACCUGUCUUGGGAUCACCUAUACUCUGAACCGUUAUGGGGCAUCCAAGGUAAAAGGAGUACAGUUCUUGUUGCAUGGACUUGGCUAUAACAGCCACAACACUGAGUGUUGCCAGGUCCUGAACUACACAGUUCAACUGAGCUAUGAGGCUGUUGUCAGCAAUCCAGACUCAGGUGAACCUCGACCAUUUCAUUUUGACUGUUUUUGUGAUCUGUGGCCUUUGGAGCCUUACAAACUUACCAUUCGGACUCUGCCAGUAGACUUUGAUAACCAAACACUCCUUGAUCCAUCCAGCAUCGUCAGAGACUUCAAAGUACCAGGAUGUGAUUCACGCGAAUGGGAUCAGUACUGUCAGAAGUCCAGAGAAGAGCUAUGGAAGCCACAGUUAUUACUGCCUGAGCAGCUCUUCCCAGAGUACAACAAACUGAACGUAUCAUUCAAUAUUGCCCCUUCUGACUACCGCUUUGUGGAAUAUGUGAUCAGCGUUUAUAAAGUAGAUGUUCCAAGACCGUUGUACACUCAAGUUGCUCAUACUCCAUUGAACUCUGUGCCGGUGAUGGUCAAUGGAAUGAUGAUGGAUGUGACUAGUCUAAUCUUCACCUUGUCCGAAGAAGAUAUUGGAAAAUCCCUCCAUGUUUCAAUGUUUCCAAAGUGUGCUGAUGGCACACCAGACUGUAACACACCAACCUAUUCAGAUAAGACUAAUAUUGUUGAAAUCAUUGCUAAUCCAUGUGAUACAGAUCCCUGUGGGGAACUAGGAAGUUGUGAGCCCCUUGAGAGCCAGUACUUGUGUUUGUGUAAUGAGGAGGCCAUAUUGGAUGAGCAUCCUAUCUAUGAUGGUGAUACUUGUAUAGAGAAUCCCUGCAAUAGCAAUCCAUGUGGUUCCCUAGGGGCUUGUGACCUAGAUGGCGUUCAGUACUACUGCAACUGCACUUCAACAGCAAUAUAUAAUGGAAUAACCUGCAUAACUGACCCCUGCCAUUCCAAUCCCUGUGAUAAAUACAGCACAUGUCGGCAUAAUGAGGACUUUGAGCCAGAAUGUUACUGUACAGAGGGCAUCACAUGCAUUGUUGAUGAAUGCCAUGUUGAGGAGUUGGAACAUAGUAAUUGCAUCACCCUGGCAACCUGUGAAGAAUCAUCGUUGGACCUUUCAACAGGCUGGAAACAUCAUGACUGCAAAUGUCGAUAUGAGGUCAUCAAUGGGACCAAUGUUACGAAUGUCUGUCCAGAUGGAAGUUGUGAUGAAAGAACAUGCGAUGAGAACGUCAACUGCAACUACAUUGAUAUGCCAGGAGGCAUUCGAUACAACUGCUCCUGUGCUCCUGGAUAUACCUUUAAUACAGUUGGAAAAUGUGAAAAGGACCAGACGCCGUAUUUAUGGACGAUAGUUGUUGUGGCCGUAGUUCUUGUGGUUGUGGCAUUGGUAGUUGGCUUCAGGUUCAUCAUAAAGUCCAAACCACAAGAGACGUGUGGAAAGAAAAUCCCGUAUAGUGAUGACAUACGCACAUCAUCACCACCAGAACCAAAUCUUAAUAACCACCCGCAUGAUGAGUCACCAGAAGAUCCAAGACCCUAUGAGAGAGUCCCAGAUGCGCACCCGUGGGAAAGUGCCGAGUGUGCAGGCAACCAGCCUGACAAGAGGAUUCUCAUCAUCUCUACCGAAGAGACGGAAGAACAUCGUAAUGUUGUCUACAAGUUUGCUAUCUUCCUCAAGACCCAUGCGGGUUUACUUCCCAUAGUUCCCUCCCAGCACAUUAAUGAAAUCCACAAGCUAUCUCUUGAAACAUGGCUCAGUGAAGAAAACAGACAGGCAUUCAAGGUGCUCUUUAUUUGCUCCGAGGGGAUGCAGCGUCGAUGGGAGCAGGAGAGGAAAGCUGUCCCAAAUCUAGACAGCAGAAGUCCGGGAGAAAAUGCAUUUGGAGACCUCUUCAUACAGAUGAAACAUAUCACCAGUACAGAGAGACUUCAGUCAGGAAUGCUUCACAAGUUUGUAGUAGCAUAUUUUGGCGAUUAUUUCAGUAAAAGAAUGGUGAAUGAUAUAGAGCUCUUAAGAGGUAUGCCUCGCUUCAAUUUAAUGACAGAAAUUGAGCAGCUUUGCUUCCUUCUGAAUGGGAUAGAGCAGUAUACCCCAACUUCAAAUCGAAGGAUGCCGAAUGUCAGUAAGUAUGAGAGUGUGCCUGAAGGUCUGGCUUUGAAGGAAGCCAUUGGAAAGAUGACAGAGAGAUGUAGCGCAUCCUAUUGUGUACGGGCUAUUUCAAAUGACACUCCUACGUCAGAGGGGUCUGGUGUCAGCAAUCACUUUGAGCUGAACUCACAGGAUGGAGGAUUUGAUUUCCAGCUAAUCCCAGAGAAUGACCAACAGGCGAUGACCAGUGCUUUGGAUUUCUUUUCUCCUUUUGGGAGUGACGAUAGGAGUAGUAGCAGUAGGAGUAGUAGUGUGUUGCACCAGGUAGAUGUUCACCGUGAAAGCAGUGAUGAUGGGGAUUUCCCCCAAGCCGUCGCUGAGACACUCAACGAACCCCACUACUCGCUGGGUAAUCUAGACUCGGGCCUUAGCAGCCUUCCACUGUCACGCUUGUCCAGUCAAGAGGAUGCCCAUGUUACCAGCCUUGAUGAUUUUGUGGUUCAUGUACCAACCAAACAUGAAGAUAAUUCAUUAGACUCUGGCUUACAUAGUCAACCACAAUCUUGUACAUCUGGUGCCCAGGGGAUAUCGUUAGCAUGAGAUUAACUCCGAUCAGACUAUUAAUUGUCCAUAAAUGUUGUCCGUAAAUAUUAUGUUGAUAUGUUAAGACAACAUGCAUCAUAUGCUGUGUUUGUUUUUUCACAGUGACUUCUGUAGAUUAGAUUCACUUUUUGAAAAAUCUACUGAAAAUCUCGAUUAAGCAGUGUAUUCAAAACCUCAUCACCUUCACUUGAACUCUGUUCAAGUCUCCAAUUCAAUUUUGUAACCUUUUGUUGAUGUUAUUCAUUCUACUAAACAAGAAUAUGAAAUGACUCUCAGGAUAUUCCUGCCUAUUCCAUCUAAUCCUCAAUCUUAUGGCUCAUGUGAUAAAAACCUUUCAACUACCACUCAUGUUGUCAAUCGAAUGUGAGGGUUGGUAUUCAAAUCAGUACUGAAGUCGUAAAAUUUUUAAUGAGAUUUGAUUUUGAUAAAAAUAUUUGGUCCACUGUGGUAUUCAAUUCAUGAUUUCAGUGACAUAUUUUACCUUUGAUUUAAACCACCUUCUGUGGAGACUUAAUUCAAAUAUUUCAGAGUUAGAACAGGUAUAUAUUUAUUUUGUUCAUCUUGAACUCUGCAGAACUAUGAUCUAUUGCCUUAGGUGCGAUUAUGAAUUUUUGAAUGAAUUCAGCUUAAAUCUCUCCCCCUAAAAGCAAAUUUUUAGCUUAAGGAAAGAUCUUAGCUCAGCAAAAUAAUCAAUCCAAACAGAAUAUCAAAUUGUAUUCAAAACUGUAAUAGAUCACUCACAUAUCAACCUUAAAACUGGUAAAAUUCUAUAUAUGUAUUGUGAGAAAUAAUCUUCAAGGGGUAUUUUACAUGAUAUACCUAUGGGAAGUUUUCCCUUAAAACUUAUAUAUUCUUUCCCAAGAAAUAAUGAUAACUUUUAUCAUGCAUUAUUGUACUUUUUGUUUUUUGGUGCACCUAAAUAUUCAAAUUAUUGUCAUGAGUUAGAGAAUACUUGUGAUGAUGGUGUUCUAGUGGCUUUAACUCUGACAAAACAGCACAGAAGAAACUACGCAAUAUAAUAGCUGUACUGGGCUUAAGGUCCUGAGUAUGAUGUGAUAUGUUGAGAUAAGUGAGUGUUGACCAGUCCAUUUCAGCAGAUGAAUCAAGUUGAGUUGUAUGACGUAUAAUCAAGGCACCUAGAAUGUACUUUCUGCUCCUUGUAAGAGAUAUUAUAUCACUAUUCUCAUUCAAAAUAUGACCUCUCACAUUUGUAACGUUAUACAAUGUACUUUGAACAUGGCAACUCAUGAUAGCUGUUAAUGAAGGAAAUUGGUGUAGGUGUAAAUAUACUCAGAAAGAAUUUUAAGAUACAGGGUUUUGGCAUGUGAGGAGAUUGGUCUUUAUUUUCAUCGUACUCGGAGACACAGACCUUCAAACUUUAGAGAUAGUUUAGGGUUGGUGUAAUGGAGCCUACAAACUCUCAAAUAUGUACAUUGGUGAUUUGGUAUUUUGAGUUUGGUCUUAUAGAUUGAAUAUGAUGCACAGGUAGUUUAAAUGAGAAGUUAGAAAUAGCUCUUGAUGCUUUAAUAUUGACGUCAGGUCACUGAAGAGAGUGCCUUUGAUUUUGUGGAUGUUUAAAAGUCAACCUACCAAACACAGCACACCUCGUACAAAAUCAACUCAAACACACAAAUGCUUUAAACAGUGCCUUUAUUCUCUUUAUUUCAUUGUACAAACAUAUUUUAACAAAAAUUAUCAGGUUUACGGAAUGGCAUUUUUGUUAUGUCAUGACAUCCAAUAUACAAACAGGUAUGCCUGAACUACUGUACUUUUUAGAGAGAAGAUUAUAUCAGAAUGAUUUGAAAAUGAAAAUAUUCUGACUGGACUUCAAAUAUUUAGAACACUGCAACUCAAUCAAUGUGUGACUAUUACAUGUAUAUGAAUGAAAACAUAGUUUUUACAAAUUUAUUUGAAUUUUUGACAGUUUAUCAUUAGUUUAGAGAUACAAUCAUACAUGUAACUAAGUGCAAUUUUUAGUAAAUUGAGCCACCGUCCACUAGGAAGAUAUGGAGCUUCAUUCCAAUUUGAUUAUUUUCUUUCACAUCUGUGCCAGUCGUACGUUUUAUUUUAGAUUUAAAAGCCACCAAAUAGUUAACCAUCUUGCUUCGAAUUUAAUUAGUACAUUGUUGUAUAAAGCUAUAUAUGGGUGUGUAGUCUGGUGAAGGGGUAUAUGUAAAUGUAUAUUAUGUACUUUGAAAAGAUUUUUCAAUGCAUCUGUCAAUGAACUAACUGCAAACAAUGAAUGUUAUUCAAUGAAAUUUAUACAAAAUAAAAUAAAUACAAUAUAUUUCACGUAUGUAGAUGCUCAGUUAUAAAUUUGAUAAUAGAAUGAUUCUGUAUUUACAUGUAAUUGAAAUGUACAUUUAGAAUCAAUCGGAAGAAUAUAUGUAUUUUUUUCUCUCAAGGGGUUAUUGCUUGGUGUGUCUCCAUGUUAUCCAUUCUGCAGUCAUGAAAAUACACCGAGUAGAGGGCAUUUGUUAGACACAUGGCCAGUAUGUAGAUUUAGUAUUUUGUUUAGUUACAUGCAUCAUGCUUUUUAUAAAAGAAAUUUAAUGAAUAGAAUUUUCCUAUAAUUCUGUAUUAGAUAGUCAUUUUGGGUGUGAUACAUAUUGUGAAUUAGCAACAAUAAAAAUGGAAAAUGAGAUUUUUUUCUGUUUCUUAAAAUAAUGCAUGUAAGACCAAUCAAUUGAAAACUAAAUAUGUUGAUAUGAAUUUGCGACAUGUACAUAAGGUAAUGGAAAUGUACGGGAUAGAAAAAAUUGAACAUUUACUUGAAUUACUUAAUUAUUUGAUUAGUAAACUUUGUUGCUUCAUUCCCUGAUUUUAUGUGGUUUUUGUGUUUCAUCUACAUUCAUUUUAUAUUCUACUUACUGCAAAAAGAAUAUAUAUAUGUAUUAUAUUAUUGCAUUCCACAUUUGUGUUGAUGGAUUCCUUUGGUCUUUCCUUGGCAAAUUCCUUCAGAGUACAUUCCUAUAUUAUUAUUAUCACCUACUAUUUACAGAGGUUGUGGGUUGCUCCAUUUUGUUUUUCAUUGGUCUAUGUCAUUUUCAGGCGCUUACUGUCUGUGGGCAUUAGAUACAUAGCCAUUGACAAAUACUGUCAGUGUUGCACAAUUCGUACUUUCAGAAGACAAGUUUGUUAUUGUCUCUGUAAAAUGGUGCAAGGGGAAAAAACAUAGUGGCUGCUAUGAACAAACUUAUGUUUAAGAGAUUAUAACCUUUCAUGUUGAAGCAAUUCAUAGAUGACAAUGCUACACAAAUAAGUUGGUGAAUUAUCCUAUAGCUUGUAGAAAUAUAUUUCUAUCAAAUAUGAAAGCACCCAUGUUAGUUAAUUCGAUAACAUGGUAACCUAAUAUAUAUUUUUCCCCAUUCUACUUAUGUCCAAGGAAUUAUAUAAAUAUACUGCAUCAUUUGUGCAAAUGGAAUCUUAUUUUUCAUAUUUAAAUCAGAAAACAUUCAGACAGACAUGGCAUUAUGUGUCUGUAAGAAAUUGAAAUGUUGGUUCAUGGUUUAUCAUCUACUCCGUGAAGAAUUGUCAAAGUGUAAUACUGCAAUGUUUGGGGUUUUUUUCAUUGAAAGUACUAUUGAAUUAUGUGUGUGAUCAUUAUAGGGGGAUCUGUCGUCAUAUUCUGUCUGCAAAUUAGUGAUUGUGCUCGGUGUCCUUGCUAGUGAGCAUAUGAUCAAAUUAAUGUGCAAAUAUGAUGGUGGUCAAUGGUAGUUAACAAGCCCAUGUUAUGCAAAAGUUAAUACAGCACUGGGUGGUGAGAUUUCAAUCAUUGUUGGCUCUGGACAGCAAACAACACCAUAAGCUGUCCAUAUGAGUACGACCAUGGGCAUCAUAUUCUCGAGAAAUCACAUACAUUCACCCAGGCUUCCUCAGAUCAGUCUGAUCCAUCAUAUAAUGAUCGUUGCAAAUGUAAAGAAGCUUAGUUGAUUUGAAUUCUAUCGUUGAGUAAGCACAGAUAUAGAUUUGUAUGUAAAUGAUAUGGUGUGUAAUUUGAGUCCUAUAGUAUCAUCAAGUGACUCUUCAGUGAGAUGGUAACCUUUCUUUUCUUCCUGCAGGUGAAUACCAGUAGAAAUGAAUAAGUAUAAUCAUUAGAUCAUACUAUAUGGGAGCGUAGUAACAAAGUAGUCUAAUGAUUUCCCAAAGUGUAGUAGCCCUGCAGAAGAGCUGUCAUGCCUUUUUUUUUAUAUAUCUGCAGAAUUCCCCCCCCCCUCAAAUUUUUUUUAUAAUUUUAGGGUGAAAACCUACCAAUUUACACCAUCGUCCUGAUAGACUUGUGAAUGUGAAAGAUUUUCAUGAUUAUUGUUAGUUUCCUCUGUGCAAGUUUGUUUUAUAGCAGUUUGCAUUCUUGAAGUGUGUUUUAGUACCACCUCAUUUCACUAGAUCCCCACCUUCAUCUAUUUUUCACAUUGUGAUUAACAUCAUUGCAUUUAUUGACUCUAACAACUCAAAAGCUUGACUAAUGCUUGUUUUUCAAAUAAAAUUAGCCAAAUUAUGUAUACACUAUUGAUUCAUUAUAAAAAAAAAUGAAAAAUUGCCAUUUUGCAGAGAAUGUGAAUGGAACUUAGCUGGUCAGUGAAGAUUUGUAACAACAAUAUGCUACAUGUAUUUUCAUAUAUCUUUGUUUAAAAAGUAUGUUGACAACUCAUUGGACUUGCCAGACUGUGUGUGCCUAUGUUGGUGCACUCCAGUUAUUGCUAAAUAUGAUAAAGCUCUGACAACCAUUCCAAAGUCAAUGACAAUGAUUAAAUAUAUGUAGAAUUUUAUAUGAAUAUGACACAAUAUCUGAUUUAAUUAGAAAAUCUUAUUGGCUAAUAUGUGCUGUAUUGCUGGACACAUUUCAUUGAUCUAUUAGUCUUUGUAAGAUUUACUCGAUCGCUGGUAAUGAUGCAUUAGCGUGCAAAACGGUGUUUCACUUAGUAAGGUAGUCUUGGUAAGACUACUUUAUUUACAGAUUGCAGGUAGUUACUUUGAGAACAAUAAGUGCUUAACAUGAUAAUAAUAAUGAUAAUAGUAUCAUUGAUAAUAGCUGGAUUUAUAAAGCUUUUCUUUUUCGCCUGAGGAAACAAAGCUCUGAUAUUAUUACCCUGGCUUAUCUUUUUUUUUCAUGAAAUUUAGGUAAAUUUGUUCCCGAAAUUCAGAUUUCAGGUGGUACUUUAUGGAGAAAUGUUUGAUUACCGGCUGUAUACCAGCAAAAUAUCCUGUGGCUAACCUCUAAUGAUAGAUGCCAGUAGUGAAAUCUUGUAAAUUUGCACCAAAAGUUGAUUUAAAUGGUUUGUAAGUCUUUGUCAGAUUGCAUAAUUGUUUGGAAAAAAUAAGAGAAUGCUGGUGGUAUAUUAGGGUACAAGAGGUGCUUUACAUGGUCUCUUAUUCCUCCUGAAAUUUAAGUAAAUUUGUCCUCAAAGUUGAGAUUUCAGGUGGAGAUAUCUUUGAUAACCAGCUGUAUGCCAGCAAAAUAUUUGGUGCCUAACCUCUAAUAAUAUAUAUCAAUACUGAAAUCUUGUAAAUGGACUAUUGAACUGCAUGGGAGAGUUUUCCUUCUGCAUAGUGUAUAUGCAGCAUUUUCAUUGUUAACAGUUUUGAAUAGUGCUACAAAAUGACUUAAUUGCAGCUUAUCUACUAAAUCUGCUCACAGUGAGAUUAAGGGCUUUAUUACCCAUUAAAAACAGCUACCAAAUUGCCACAACACACUUUUUGAAAUAAAGCACUGUUCUUUUAUUUUUCAAACAAUAUUUGUAACUUCAUACCAUAUCUGAUUUGAAUACACUUUCAUUGUAGACCAGCUUAUUGUUCCUUUUUCCCUCCUGAAGGUAUAGUCCAAAUUGUUAUUUGUGUUGAAAACUGCACUUUACCUCUUGUUAGCUUGAACUGUUUAAAUGUGUUCUGCCAUUAUUCAUAUAUAUAAUAGUAUAAGUAUCCACCUAAUAAAGGAAAUUAGAUUGACUGGCUUUUAUUUUCUUUAAAAUUGUUGUUCCAUCCAACGGUUGCCCUAUGUUUUUAUUCCAUUUAAUGGUUUAAUAUGAAAUAAAGAUGAAUGUUAUUUCUUUUAAUCAAUUAUUUUGAUUUUUUUAAUCAAAUAUAUAUGUAAUUUAAAAGAGUACUUAUUGUAUUACAGAGCACAUGUAUCAUCAUGUUUAUAUAUAUAUCACCUGUUUAUAUCAUGUUCAGUGUUGCCUUAUUGAGUUAUGUAUCACAAGCUCAGUGUCAUGAAAUAUUGAUUAUGUGUAAAUGUACAAUCAUGGAUGCACAAAUAUUCACUAGUACUUUUUGUAAACUGUUAAAAAUAAGAAACAUAUUAUAUCAACAUUUCAAAUUUAUAUUAUACUGAAGUUUGUUGAAGCAGCCUCAUUUCUUUGUCCAUUAUGUAUGGGUUAAGUUCAUGAAUUAGUCAAAAUUUACCUUUAUUUUUUUAUAUUUUAUAGACCUUUUUUGUUCAUUUAAAGUAAAAACAUCUUUUAAAAUGGUGAUGACCUUAAAUAAACACUUGACCCAAUGAAUUUAUAAGCUCCUUGACCAUUGCCCCUUUUGAUAGUUUGAAAGCUGUUAUCUUCUUGCAGACACAGAUGUUUUCCCUAUAUCAUACUAUUGAGGUUGGAUUUUCAUUAACUUUUCCUUCAUGUGCAGCAAUUACUAUAUAUACUUCUAUAUCUAUUUGAUACAAUUCCAGCCAGCCUUAUUCCCAGUUAAUCCUAUAUUUUGCCUGUCACUUCAUGGUCAUUUGGUUAGAAACUCACUCAAGUAAUUUGGAGGGGCUUUGUAAAUGAACUGAUGUGGACAAAUAUUUUACCCAAUGAAUAUUUGACUUGAAUCAGUGCAUCAACUUUGAAGUAGGAGAAGUUAGAGGAGGGAGCACCAGUCUAUGCAUGUACCAGGAUAUUUCACAAAGUCAACCAAAAGGUCAAUGCUCUUUGGGUUUUCUUUGAGGGAUCGUAAUCAUCUGGAUUAAUGAUGAGGGAAAUGUUAGCUCCUAUACAGGUGCUCAAAAGGCCAGGGACCUAGGAAUGGGCUUUUGUUUUGGACAUAUGAGAUGAUCAUCAUGUUUUUAUCUUUUCAUUUGAUUAUUUUUAAUGUAGCUUUAUUAGGGAGCAUAAAAUUGUAUGUUUUUAAUGAAUCCAUCUUUUGAACAAAUAGUUUAAUUUCUUUCUUUUGCACCAUGAGAAAUGAAUGUAGAGAAAUUGAAGUCAGUACCAUUUUUAAAAGCUAGCCAUGAUUUAUCAUUUGAUAUGAGAUUACUCUUUGUUAUUUUAGUGCUAGUUAUUUUUAGGAGUGUCUAGUAACAAAAAUUAUUAUUCUCUUCAAGUUUAACAUUAAACUGGAUAGAACAAAUUUCCUCUUUAAGUUUUAAAUUGCAAAAUUUUAAAAUACUUUUUGUUUUGCUCCAGUAGGGAUAAUGUAUCAUUUUACUUUAAGUUUUAUUAGCUGCCCUUAAAAUGUUCAUUUAGCAAAUUGAUGAUUUCUAAUAAGUUGUUGUUUAUAAAGGAUAAUUAAUUCAUAACUACUAUUAUAAUCUGAUUAGAGAUAUUAAUCUUGCCUAUUUUUUAAUCACGUAAUCAAAUUACAUGCCAUAUUCCAGUGCCUAAAAUACAUGCUUUGAAUCUGAUAUGAUUGCGUGUUUUUUUUUUAUUAUUUGUAAGAAAAUUCAAAUUUUUAAUUGUAUUGUUUGAGUGUUGGCCCUUAGGUUGAUUGUAAUUCUACAUUCUUAGUAGUUAAAUUGUAUCUUGUUUAAAUAGAAAAUAUGUUCAGAAUUUUAGUUGAAAUAAAAAUAAAAAUCUUCUUAUCUUUGUAGAUUUAUUUGUGUGAAGACGAGACAUUGUCAUAUCUUGUUUGCAUAAUAUCUCAUUCCCAUUUGCCUGUCUGAUUCAUCAAUAGAGUUUAUUUUUUGUAUUUUAUUUUUUUACAGUUUUAUUCAAGGCUUUAAGAGGGUGUAUCAGAGGAAAUGUCAGUGUAAGAUAAUAAAUGGUUUCAUUCAUUGCGUUCAUCCCUCAUACAACUCUUCUGGUGCUUGCUUGCAAAUAAACACCUUCACAACUCAUGAUAAAACAUACUUAUAAUGAUUUUUUUAUUCUCCUUAUGGGAGAUACCAUAUGAAUUAUGAAAUGAAGGAGUUCAUUUCGUGGUGUAACGCUAAAAUGUAUUCAUUUUUAGACUAUUGAGGGGAAAUUAGAUUGUAUGAGUAAGAUAACUACGUUUUACUUUUUUACUUGUAUUUCCCCAUACUACCUUAGGUUGUUUGCCUGUUUAUUACCAUGAAUGAUUGAUAAAACAAUAUCUACAAUUACCAUUCUUAAGGUUUAGAGUUAUGUGGUUUCAGCCAUUUACAGAUACAUACUUUGUAGACUAAAAUUAAAUUGCUGCUCAAAAAAUUCAAUCUAUUCAUUCAAUCCUGCAAUUUCAGUAUAUAUAAUAAGUUAGAUUUGAUUUUGCAAUUUUAGUGUAAAUAAUGAAGAUUAUUGAAUUUGCGAUCCAGUUACCUCGAUGUGUAUUUUAUAUUGAUAUCACCUGCAGCUAUGAUUUAUUUUUGUAUAUCAUUUUGAAAAGGGUGCAAAUAUAUUAUGUACUGUGUGUUGUCUGGGUUUUUUUUCUGUUAUACAUUAAUGAAUGAUAAAUGAAUUGUGAUGUAAAUAUACCUUGUGAAUCAAAGGUGAUGUCAAACAUUAAAACUAAAUAUUUCUAAA
This is a messenger RNA of Lytechinus variegatus (green sea urchin), 11948 nucleotides long. RefSeq lists its product as uncharacterized. Lineage: Eukaryota; Metazoa; Echinodermata; Echinoidea; Temnopleuroida; Toxopneustidae. The transcript is spliced from 17 exons. The record is from RefSeq and is a predicted model, not a curated record. Gene Ontology annotation, molecular function: interleukin-17 receptor activity. The coding region runs from base 244 to 3267 and encodes 1007 amino acids.